AUGUUUUUGUUUUUGGUUUUUUUUAUUCUGACUUGCUUAUUUAUUUUGUGGAUUUACGUCAUUUUAGGUGCUCGUCCUUAUAGGAAGAUGCGAGGUAGGUCUGAGGAGAAGUUACGAAAGUUUGAUGUCCUUAUAGGAAGAUGCGAGGUAGGUCUGAAAGUUUGAUGUCCUUAUAGGAAGAUGCGAGGUAGGUCUGAGGAGAAGUUACGAAAGUUUGAUGGCCUUGAUGAGAUUCUGAUAAAAGAAAAAGUUAAAAGACACCCGGGCACAAAGCUCCAGCAGAUGAAUUUAACAAAUGAUCAGAUCAUGUCGUCGUUCAUUACUGAUGUCUUUCCUUUAUUCUACCCACCUUCGCUUCCAUUCAUUGAGACGGAAGAAAACACUUUAAGUGUUCAAGUACAGCAGCUAAGUGAUCGACAUCUUACUGAUCAAGAGUUAGAGUUAAAUUUCCUUGUUAUAAUGGGCCUGCUUGUGAAAUUGGUAGAGAAUGAUGCAUCUAACAGAUCAUGGCUUGCCGCAGUAAGUAUUGUGUUACCUGCAUCAGAAGGAUUAGAAGAGGAGAGCCACAGAGAUGUAAUUUCACUACUGCAUUCCAUCUUUCUGACCAACCAAGAGGCUGGUGACGCAUCUGAAGAAGGAAACACUGAGUCAUGGGACGAUGAGGCAGCUUUGCUGCAAGAAGAGAAAGAAGUUGAGAAGAUGAUUGUGCAAGCUUAUGCAGUCCUGCUACUUGCAUUUCUUUCGACUGAAAGCAAUGGUGUACGCGACGCAAUUGCCAACUGUCAAACCUCGACUGAGCUGCAUUCCAUACGUGUGUUAAAUGUUUACUUUGUUGAAGCUCUGUAUUCCUUGAGGACAAGGAUUCUUUCAGGGAGGGAGUAGUUGAUAGGAACUUACCCAAAAAAAAAAAAGAGUAGUUGAUAGGAACUUAUGUUUUGCUUUUGUGAAGCGUUACCUCUGUUCAGUGUUAUGUGAAUUGAUGCUUAGCUAGCUAGCUUAAUUCGGUGGUUAGCUUAAUGGUAUAUUGUACUUGAGCUAAAUUGUACUGGUCAGACUUUAUUUUGUGAAUGAAAUAGAGAUUUAUUCUCUGUCUUUUCUUUGUA
Molecule: messenger RNA, 1103 nt
Organism: Tripterygium wilfordii
Lineage: Eukaryota; Viridiplantae; Streptophyta; Magnoliopsida; Celastrales; Celastraceae
Product: wings apart-like protein 1
Exons: 5
Coding region: 181-882 (233 amino acids)
Biological process (GO): regulation of chromosome condensation
Source: RefSeq, a predicted model, not a curated record